AUGAAAGUCUCCUUCUCUCUCUCCAAACCCAAGGCUACACCCACCACCCAAAACACAACUCCCCAACUCAAAAAGCCAACCCCAGCGUUCGGCUCAAUCGACGAUGAUAACGAAGGAGAAGUAGACGCAGCUCCUACAGCUUCCUCCUCCUCCAACAAAUCAUCCCUCCUAACAAACCGCACACUCGCCUCUCAAGCCCCACCAUCCGCACCCAAACUAUCUAAAGCCCAACUGAGACGCGCAGAAGAAGCCAAGAAAGUCGACGAGACCGUAUUCGAAUACGAUGAAGUAUGGGAUAAGAUGCAGGCUGCGAAGGAGAGGCAGAAGGAGAUGAAGAGUAAGGAGGCGACAGAGCGGAAGCCACAACACAUAAACGCCCUCCUCCAAUCCGCUCGAAUCCGUAAACUCGACCGCUUACGCGCAGAAGAAAAGAUGAUCCAACGUGAACGAGAAGCCGAAGGCGACGAGUUCGCCGACAAGGAACAAUUCGUUACGCAAGCUUAUAAAGAUCAAAUGGCUGAAGUACGAAGAGCUGAGGAAGAGGAGAAGAAACGCGAAGAAGCAGAAAAGUCAAAACGAAAAUCAACAACAGGGAUGUCCCACUUCUACCGUCAACUCCUCGAACAAAACGACCAAGAACACAGCGCCACGCUCUCCGCCGUCUCCGUCUCACAAAAUCAUCAAGGUAAUCAAUCCAAGAAGAUCAAAGGACCUUCCGGCCCCGAAACCCAAAACCUCACCAUCACCAAACCAACAGAUUACACUCCAAUCUCAGACCUCCAACUCGCCCAACGCGCACGCGAAGAAGGUAAAUCCGUCGAGCUAAAUGACGAUAACCAAAUUGUCGACAAACGCGAUCUCUUAUCCGCCGGACUAAACCUCUCUGCUCCCAACACUCGACAUCUGGGAUUAUACACCAAAGGAAAACCAAAGAACCAGAAUGGAGGAGAGGAUGGAGGAGGGGAAGGUGAAGUUGAGACUCAUCGAGCUGUAGGUACCGCUGCGAGCCGACGAGAAAUUAAUGAGCGGAGAAGACGAGAGAUUGAGCAGCAGCUUGCGAAGGAGACGGAACGGACAGCUCAGGAGAAGGAACAGAAGGAACGGGAAACUGCUGCGAGGAUGGUUGCGAAGCGGAAUACGGAAGAAGACGUGCAAGGUGCACGACAGCGAUACUUGGAGCGAAAGAGGCGGAAGUUGGAGGAAGCUGAGACCGCUCAGGGAGUUGAAGGACAGCAAAAUGAGAAUACUUAG
Messenger RNA from Fomitiporia mediterranea MF3/22, 1251 nucleotides. RefSeq lists its product as uncharacterized. The transcript is spliced from 3 exons. NCBI's taxonomy places the organism in Eukaryota, Fungi, Basidiomycota, Agaricomycetes, Hymenochaetales, Hymenochaetaceae. The record is from RefSeq and is a predicted model, not a curated record. The coding region runs from base 1 to 1251 and encodes 416 amino acids. Gene Ontology annotation, biological process: regulation of alternative mRNA splicing, via spliceosome.